This is a messenger RNA of Syngnathus typhle (broad-nosed pipefish), 3448 nucleotides long. It is a transcript of the gene rgs7a, whose product is annotated as regulator of G protein signaling 7a. The record is from RefSeq and is a predicted model, not a curated record. The coding region runs from base 16 to 1467 and encodes 483 amino acids. The transcript is spliced from 16 exons. Lineage: Eukaryota; Metazoa; Chordata; Actinopteri; Syngnathiformes; Syngnathidae. Gene Ontology annotation, biological process: regulation of G protein-coupled receptor signaling pathway; G protein-coupled receptor signaling pathway; intracellular signal transduction.
GACUUCUACCGGACCAUGGCGCAGACCAAUAGCUGCGGACAGGGGACCAACGGGGUCACGGACGAGUCCCCCAACAUGAUUGUUUACAGAAAGAUGGAAGAAGUCAUAGCGCGCAUGCAGGCUGAGAAAAACGGCAUCCCCAUCCGAACAGUCAAAAGUUUCCUCACCAAGAUCCCGAGCGUUUUUUCAGGUUCUGAUAUUGUUCAGUGGAUGAUCAAGAAUCUAGACAUCGAGGACCAAGUUGAGGCACUUCACCUCGGAACGCUGAUGGCGGCGCAUGGUUACUUCUUUCCCAUCUCAGACCAUGUCCUCACCCUCAAAGAUGACGGCACUUUCUACAGGUUUCAGACUCCUUACUUUUGGCCAUCAAACUGCUGGGAGCCAGAAAAUACAGACUACGCUGUUUACCUCUGCAAACGAACAAUGCAAAACAAAGCGCGUCUGGAGCUUGCAGACUACGAGGCGGAGAGCUUAGCAAGGCUACAGCGAGCUUUCGCCAGGAAAUGGGAAUUCAUUUUUAUGCAAGCAGAAGCACAAGCAAAAGUGGAUAAGAAAAGGGACAAAAUUGAGAGGAAAAUUCUCGAUAGUCAGGAAAGAGCCUUCUGGGACGUGCACAGACCGGUGCCCGGAUGUGUGAAUACCACAGAGGUCGACAUUAAGAAGUCUUCCAGAAUGAAAAAUCCACACAAAACCCGAAAGUCCGUGUACGGCCUGCAGAACGACAUCCGCGCACACAGCCCCACCCACACCCCAGCGCCGGAGGCCAAGCAGCCGACAGAAGAGGAGCUGCAGGAGCAGAUCACAUUUUGGCAAUUGCAAUUAGAUCGGCAUCGACUCAAAAUGUCCAAAGUGGCGGAGAGUUUGUUGGGCUACACGGAGCAGUACAUAGAAUACGACCCCUUCCUCACACCCCCGGACACCUCCAACCCCUGGAUCUCAGAUGAUACCACAAUGUGGGAGCUGGAAGCCAGUAAGGAGCCCGGCCAGCAGAGGGUGAAGCGGUGGGCUUUCGGCAUCGAUGAGGUUCUCAAAGACCCCGUGGGGAGGGAACAGUUCCUCAAGUUCCUCGAGUCGGAGUUCAGCUCGGAGAAUCUAAGGUUCUGGCUAGCAGUCCAGGAACUAAAGAAACGCCCUAUCCGAGAAGUCCCGACCCGGGUUCAAGAGAUCUGGCAGGAGUUUCUGGCUCCAGGCGCACCCAGCGCCAUCAACGUGGACUCAAAGAGCUAUGACAAAACCACUCAGAAUGUCAAAGACCCGGGACGCUAUGCCUUUGAAGACGCACAGGAACACAUCUACAAGCUGAUGAAGAGUGAUUCCUACAGCCGCUUCAUUCGCUCCAGUGCCUACCAGGAGUUAUUGCAGGCCAAGAAGAAGGUUAUGCCGCAAGCUGUACCCCAGGCACGCACAGUCACGCUCCCACACUUGAAACCCGGUUCCGCUAAUCCCUUCCACAUAGAGCUAAAGUAGACGUGGAGCUGCUGUAUGCUCAGCGCACAAUACAAAACAAAACAAAACAAAAGAAAAAAACGGGUUACUGAUGUCUUCUUGGAAUAUUCCAACCAGGGAUGAAAAUGCAAUCAAAAAGCAUUUGCAUGAUUGCAACAUUUGGUUUUGUGCCUAUGGGAACAAGCUGUAUGCAUAAAAAUGAUUAAUACUGUAUGUGCUCCGAAUAAUCCAUUGAAUAGUCCACUGUGUUUUCUUGAUAGCUUGUAGCUUCUUUAAUCAUUAAAAACAGUCGCCAAGGUGUCUUGAAAGGAAAAUGCCCCAAAGCUUCACAAUCAUAGAAAACUUAGAAAUAGUCUCACAGCACUUAUUUUGAUGCAAUAAUGUCAAAGUAGCAUACAGCAACGUCUUAGUAAAACAGCAACCAGCGCACAGUUAAGCAAGCAAACAAUAUGCCAAAAUGAUAUCUCGGUUAGUGAAAAUAAUGUCUCACAGAGCACAGUCGCGGAAUGAGCACAUUUACAAUUGCUAAAGGGUUAAUGUGAAUUAUUAACCAUCUUGCUUGGCGGCAGUGGGUGAAAAAACAUGACCUACCUUAUGCUAAUUACGAUCAAGGUCUUCUUAUUGUUGAUGCUGCUGCGAAUUUGGUCACCUUUUACCUGCGCCUGUUAGCACGAAUCCUGCAUGUGUGCAAAACUAUUUCAUGUGGAGAAAGAAAAUCAGAAUAGCAGGUGUCACAUGCAUCAGGUACAGCAGACAUACGGUCGGUCACACAGACUUUAUGAAAAUAAGCAGGAAUUACAUAUUUACACGGCACUGGUUAGUACGUCCGUCUCACAUUCCGUGUUGAUUCGAUUCCACCUCUCGCCCUCCCUGUGUGGAGUUUGCAUGUUCUCCCCGUGCCCACGGUCAUCCGGUUUCCUCCCACAUCCCAAAAAACAUGGUUGGUAGGCCGAUUGAGCGCUCCAAAUUGCCCAUAGGUGUGAGAGGUUGUUCGUCUCUGUGUGCCUGCCUACUGCCUGAUGACUGCUAGGAUAGGCCCCAGGACGCUGGCGACCCCCGUGGGGUCAAGCGGUACAGAAAAUGGAUGGAUAUAUUUUCGGUAGAUAGCAAAGAAAAAAAAACAUAACAUGGGUCUCUUCCUUAUGUGACUUUCUUUUUUUGGGGUCCUUGCGCCACCCCGAGAGCGGGGUGCUUGAAAACGCAUUUUCCCACAGAAAGUCAACUUUGCACUUUUGUCAUGAUUUGGUUUCUGGAACAAAAAAGCAAAGCUGGCUGUUGUUUCUGCAUGCAAUCCUUUCAGGCCCAGUCAGGAAUAAACCUCACACAGGUUCAUGGGGAGUUCGGUGUAAGCAGUGUGAAGUAGACAUCCCUGUGUGUGCACAAAUUAUCUCUGUGCCGCAUUUAACAAUCGCGGAGGACGAUUCGGAGUUGCUGAAACGGUCAAAACGAAGGACAUGCCAAACAAAAGAGGCACCCACGCGCCAGUCAUACCAAUGAGGUGGAAAAAAAAAAGCCGCUUAUGAAUAGACUUUGUUCUCAGGUGGGGAUGACAGGCGCUCCUGUCUGGCAUGUAGGCCGCAAUGAAGAAUAGCUUUGGAUUGGGAGGCUGCGGUCAUUAGAUUAAUCAGCCACCGCUUCUAAUUAGAGUGAGAAGCUUCUACCUGAUAUCCUGGCAAAGAGAAUGUUGGCAUUGAGGUUAGGAAUCAUGUCAUCACGUCAGAUCGCUAAUGAGGAUAAGGAUUUUAAAUCAGUUUUUAAUUUUCUAGCAAAUGCUACAAAAUGAUAUUGUGCAGUUGAACCUGGCUACGUUUGCUCAAGUGCCUGCGGAUACGAUUGGUCUGUCUAAUCAUAAUCAGACUCGAAAAAUACUCCGAUAUUGCUACAUCCGAUACCAAACAUACUGUGACACUAAGAAUUGCACAAGUUGCACAAACGCACAGCCACGACUGUUUAUCAGGACACACUUCACAAAUGUGACAAAUGAGGGUGAAAAUUAUUUUAU